UUACAUUUUUUCUUUUAAUUUUAGGAGCAUUUUUACAAAAAUUCAAAAAAAAGAUAACACUAAAAUUCUCUGCAUAAAAUACACAUGGUAAUUUGGUGAACAUACGGAAGAGUAAACAGUCGUUAUUUUACAAUCACUGCGCACAUAAUUACAACUUUAUACAUCGGCACUAUCGUUAAUUUAUUUUUGUUCUUUUUGUUUUGCUAAAACAAUCUCUACUUAUUUAAAUUCUUUAAAAAUCGCAUUAAUUUUUUGUUUGUUAAACAUUUCUCUUCUUUGAUCUACGGUCACUUGAACUUUCUCCAUAGAAGUCAAAUGUUUAAUGAAUAGAUGACAUUGCUGUAUAUUUGUAUGAAGGAAGAGUUAUAGCCAAAAAAUAAAAAAAGAAAAAAAAUACACAAAAAACAAGUUAAAAGUUACGGAAAUACAAUAAAGAAAAAAUUUACAUAAUUUGAAGAAAACUACUUAGAAAACUACUUUCUAUUAAAGCAUAACAUUUGUUCUGGAUACAAGCAAGUUUAAAGGAACACAGUGUACAUAUAGGUGAAAUUAAUUUCAAUAAGAGUGUAUAAGAAGAAGAAGAAAAAACAAAAACUUUGAAAAAAUCAUGUCGACUUUGAUGUUUUGGAAUAAGCAAAACGGGGCUAAUAACCAAAAUAAUACCGAAGGUAAAAAUGGUAAACGUAAUUGGUUACAUGCUCCAGAUGUUCUUCUAAACGGUCAUGUCGUUUAUCUAGUCAAAUUUCUUGGUAAUACAUCUGUUGAUCAACCAAAAGGUAUUGAAGUUGUUAAAGAUGCCAUUCGUAGAUUACAAUUUAAUCAACAAAUAAAAAAAGCUGAAACCGGUAAUGCUGCUAAACUGAAAAAAGUUGAAAUAACAAUUAGUGUUGAUGGUGUUGCAAUUCAAGAACCGCGUACAAGAAAAGUAUUAUUUCAAUAUCCGUUACAUAAUAUAUCAUAUUGUGCUGAUGAGAAAGGUGUUAAGAAAUUCUUUAGUUUUAUUGCUAAACAAAAUGUUCAACAAAAUGGUAGUGUUAAAGAAAUGAAUGGACAUGAUAUAAUUAAUGGUAAAACAACACCAUCAAUGAAUGGAACAACAACACCAAAUCCUGAUGAAAAACAUGAAUGUUUUGUUUUUGUAUCAAGUAAAUUAGCAUCAGAUAUAACAUUAACAAUUGGUCAAGCCUUUGAUUUGGCAUAUAGACGAUAUGUCGAAGAAAAUGGAAAAACAACAGAAUUAACAAAAUUACAACAAGAAAAAAAACAUUUAGAAAAAACUAUGGCAGCUUAUAAAAAUCGUUUAAAGGAACUUUCUGAAAUUAUUCCAAAAACUGAGUUAGAAAAACUUUUGAAUCGAAUGGGUAUUCAAGAUCUUUAUGAGCUACCACCAGAAGAUGUUACAACAGAGGAGAAUUUAUUAAAUGGAAAUAAAAAUUCAGAAAAUUCAAAUGAUGAAAAACUUUUAAUUGAAACAAGCAGUAAUAAAUCAUCAUUUGCUCCAAUAAUACCACCAAGAAAUUUACAAAAUCAAAUAAAUAAUACAUUGGAAGCAUUAAAACCAAGUGGAUUAAAAAUGGAAGAAUUAUUAUUGAAUACAGAUUCAGAUUCAGAUUUUGAUCCAAGAGCUGAAGAAUCAGAUAAUAAUGGAAAUAAAAUUAGUAAUGAUUUAUUUGGAUUUGAACCAAAAUCAUUUGGUCAACAAUUGUUCAAUAAUAAUAUUAAUAAUAAUUCCAAUAUUAAUAACAACAAUAAUAUUAAUAAUAGUAAUAAUAAUAUUAGUAUGAAUAAUAGUAACAGUAAUGGUAAUCUUAAUGGUAAUAUCAAUGUCAUGACAAAUGGAAAUGGAAUUAAUUCAGUUAGUCCACCGCCAUUAUUGGCACCACCACCAAAAGCUGCAGUACCAAGGCGAACAGCACCCAAUACAAAUAAUACAAAUAAUACAAAUGGUUUUAUGAAUGGAAAUCAAGAUUUAUUUGGAUCAAUUCCAUUUAAUCCCAACACUCCAAGCAUAUUUGAUAAUGAAAUUGGCGGCAAUACUUACGAAAACAAUAAAAGUACAAUUAGUACUAAUACAAAUGAAUUAACACCACCUCUAUCCUUAAAUUCAUAUCCGGCAUUACAAUUGAAUAGUACAGUACUAGAAGAUUCAAACAUAAAUGAUUCAAAUUCAUUUGGUGUAACUUUCACAUACAGUAGUAGUAAUCAAACAACAAAUACUACAAAUAUAUCAAAUCCAUUUAUUGAAUCUGGUAUUUAUGAAAUGAAUGAUACAGCAAAUCGGAAUAUACUUGCAUCUGAAUUAAAUGCAUUCGCAAAUAAUUCAAAUAAACUUGAUAAUGCAUUAAAAAGUAAUCAAAAUCUUCAAUAUUCAAGUUCAGUUAGCGGAUCAUCAUUUCAAAAUAGUAAUGAACAAACAAAUAAAUCAACAUUAUCAUCAUCAUUUAGUUCAAUAUUAAUGCAAGGACGUAGUACUGAUAAUAGUAACAAUAAUAAUAAUAAUAACAUAUCAGGAGGAUCUGGAUUUUCUAUACCAUUAUCAAAUCCAUUUACAAAAAAAGCAUCUGAAGUAUUAUUAAGUCCACGCCGUAGCAGUAUUAUUGCUAGUUCUAAUUAUGAUGCAUUAAGAAAUUCACCAGAUAUUGAUAGUAUGGAAACAUGUACAACACCAACAUCAAUAUUUCAAAAUAAUGCAAUGUCAAAUCCAAUUACUAUUAAAAAUACAAAUUCUAAUUAUUUGGGUGUCAGUGGAUUUAAUGCUGGUGUUAACGGUGGUGGUGGUGGUGGUGGUGGUAGUAGUGUAGGUGGUGGUAGUGGUUUUGCAAGUGAAGCUAGUUCUGCUGGACCAAAUUCAGCAGCAAGUAGUUUUGAUAUAUUUAAAGAUGCCGCAACAAAAGCAUUUUCAGAAUUAAGUCCAUCUGGGCGGACUGGUGCCAGUUUUCCAAUGAAAUUUAAUCAAUCAAAUCAAAAUCAAACAGCACAAAUGCAAAAUGAAUUUUCAAAUAAAAUGUCCGGAUUUAAUUUUAAUGGAUAAACAAUUUCUCAUAUAUAUUUAUUUAAUAAAUAUAUACAUACAUAUAUUUAAAUUUAAAAUAUUAUUAAUCAAAAUAAAAAUAAAGAAUAAAAGUAAUUUUAAUACAACAAGUAAACAAAUGCUAAUUGAUGAUUUCUCAUUAGAAAGUUUGGAUCCAUUGCGAAAGUAAUCAACUCCUAAAAUUUCUAUAUUCACUAUACUUUAUUCUCUAUUGUAUUUUUUUUUGUUUACAUUUAUCAAAAAAAAAAAACUUUAUAUAUUUUAUUAAAAACUAAAAAAAAAAUAAAUAACAAUUUUUUUUAAAUAGAGUUAAAUUUAAAAAUAAAGAUAGCAAUUAUUUUGUAAUAAAAAAAUCUAUUCACUACUCAUAAAAAAAUAUUAAAAUAUAAAAUAAAGUUAGAAAAAAAAUUAUAGUUAUUAAAAAGUAAAUGAUUAGUCAUAGAGAGCCACUUUGUUUGAAAAAAAAAAGAAAAAAAAUAAAAUUUGUAAUAUAACACAAUUAUAUUUUUAAUUGGUUUUCAAAAUUUCUGAUUAUUUAAUUUUCAAAACUGUUAUACACAUUAGUUAAUUAUUAAAAAAAAUCUUAUUAAAAUUUUUUAUAUUUUAUUUUAAAAUAUUUUCCUCUUAAAAAUUCU
Molecule: messenger RNA, 3666 nt
Organism: Condylostylus longicornis
Lineage: Eukaryota; Metazoa; Arthropoda; Insecta; Diptera; Dolichopodidae
Product: PTB domain-containing adapter protein ced-6-like
Exons: 7
Coding region: 608-3031 (807 amino acids)
Source: RefSeq, a predicted model, not a curated record